AGUGAAAGAAGCUUUGGGGAGAAGCAGAGAGAGAGAGAAGACUUAUCCCAGCCACCAGUGCUUCCCGGGGUUCGCCGGGAACCCCCAGUCCACAUCAGCAGAGGCCCUUGGAGUGGGACUUGGCUAUAGACAGAGACAUGGCCUCCAGCUGCCAAAUGGGCAGCAUUGACAGCCUGGAGCUACUGGACCUGCUCUUUGACCGACAGGACGGGAUCCUCCGGAACGUGGAGUUCGGGGGCCACACGGCCGGCUGGCCCGGGCCAGAGCAGAGUCAGCUGCUCGGUGCCCAGGAGAACGAGGAUUUCCUCUGCUCCAUCCUGGGCUCGGGGGACUCCGGCUCCGACUCCCCGAUCUGGUCCCCUGCAGCCAGCGACAGCGGCAUCUCCGAGGACCCGAACUCGGACCAGCUCGACAGCCCCCAGCACUACGUGCCCACAGGCAGCCCGGGGGGCUACUCGGAUGGGGGGCCCGGUGAGCCGGCGUACCCCUACCAGGAGUCCUCCCAGGCCCAGUCCGCUCCCAGCCUGCCUGGGGCUGACCUGCGGGAGGCCGAAGUCUCCAUAGACCUCGGUGAGUUCAGGUGUGGAGCUGGAAGGGGUCAGGUGGGCUUGCCCUGCCCCCUGGGAUGGUCCCCCCAGCUGGGAGGGUGGCCAUGUGGCUGGGCUCUCGGAGCAGAACCGGGGGGGGGGGGGGGCAGGGGGCAAGGCGCUUCCAGGGAUAACACGUUGGUGCCAUUGACGCAGCAGCAGCAGCAGCUGAUGACCCCAGUGCUGCUGAGACAAAGUCAUGGGCACUGCCAGGAGCUGGUGCUGACAGAGGACGAGAAGAAGCUGCUGGCCAAGGAGGGGGUCGCGCUGCCCACCCAGCUGCCCCUCACCAAGUACGAGGAGCGAGUGCUGAAGAAGAUCCGCCGGAAGAUCCGGAAUAAGCAGUCGGCUCAGGAAAGCCGGAAGAAGAAGAAGGAAUAUAUCGAUGGGCUGGAGAGCCGGAUGUCGGCCUGCACGGCGCAGAACCAGGAACUGCAAAGAAAAGUGCUGCACCUGGAGAAGCAGAACUCGUCCCUCCUGGAGCAACUGAGGAAACUCCAGACCCUCGUGUUGCAGUCGACUAACAAAGCCGCCCAGACGGGGACCUGCAUCGCGGUGCUGCUGCUCUCCUUCGCCCUGAUCGUCUUCCCCUCCAUCAGCCCCUUUGCCCCCAAUAAAGCGGAGCCGGAAGGUGACUUUGGGCCGGUGAGAGUGUUCUCCAGGUCUCUCCAUAACGCUGCCUCCUCCCGGGUGGUCUAUGCCCUGAUGAAGGACGGCGCCGAGAGCCCCCAGGAGCCAGAGAACCCCGUGUGGACGGAGUACGCCGGCGAGGCCCAGGGCGAGCCCCGGGGAGUCCUCCGCAAAUUCCUCAGCAGCCAGGCGCUCGCCAGGCCCCGGGCAGAGGCUCCCCAGGCCAACGGGACCGGGGCCCUGCCGCAGGACGGACACUCGGACUCGGAGGGGCUGCGUCACGACGGCCCCAUGGCGGCCUCGCUGGCCUGGACAGAGCCCAGCCAGCCGAGCCAGGUGCGGCUGGAGCCGGCCGAGGAGCUGUGAACGCCCCCGGCUGCCUCCCCCGUGCCCGGCCAGCGACGGCGUGAGCGGGAGGGCCAGGACCCCGGCCGGGGGUGGGGGCACUGAUGGGAGUGCUGCCCUCGGGGGCUGCCCGGGGUGGGGUGGGGCAGUGCG
This is a messenger RNA of Terrapene triunguis (Three-toed box turtle), 1715 nucleotides long. RefSeq names its product cAMP responsive element binding protein 3 like 3 (gene CREB3L3). The coding region runs from base 138 to 1583 and encodes 481 amino acids. The record is from RefSeq and is a predicted model, not a curated record. Gene Ontology annotation, cellular component: nucleus. Gene Ontology annotation, molecular function: DNA-binding transcription factor activity, RNA polymerase II-specific; RNA polymerase II cis-regulatory region sequence-specific DNA binding. Lineage: Eukaryota; Metazoa; Chordata; Testudines; Emydidae. The transcript is spliced from 9 exons. Gene Ontology annotation, biological process: regulation of transcription by RNA polymerase II.